Messenger RNA from Westerdykella ornata, 807 nucleotides. RefSeq lists its product as uncharacterized. NCBI's taxonomy places the organism in Eukaryota, Fungi, Ascomycota, Dothideomycetes, Pleosporales, Sporormiaceae. Bases 1 to 807 code for a protein of 268 amino acids. The transcript is spliced from 2 exons. The record is from RefSeq and is a predicted model, not a curated record.
AUGUCUAGAUCCCCUCGAGAGUCGACGCGGUUCACGGCCACCGGAGUAUGGGCCCACACGAAGCCUGGCGGCCGAAGCACAAUACUGCAGUUUGCGGACCCGGCGCCGGAGAAUGAGACGCCGGCGCAGAAAGUCAAGCGGCUGAGGGAGGCGGCGAAUCGGGCGAAGAUGGCACAGGUCACGAAGUGGGAUGUUGCAUACUUCUACGGGCGGAGGGCGGCGGAUUUCAUGCACCGCGCGACCGUUUACGGCAUUGUUUUUGCGACCGGCUGCUUUGGCGUUAUGGCCGUCUUUUCAGUAGGAGAUAUGGUCGUUUACAAUCGCCGGCGACGUGCGGAAUGGUACAAGGAACAGGAGGCAGCACAAGCCCGUAUCCUACAAACGGCGCGGGACGCUGUCCACCAGGGGAUUGCUACGCCAGCUCAGAGGGCUUUGGUGGAAGGAAUUGCGGAAGAGGAGGCGCUUUGGGAGAAGAAGAAGGCGGAAAGGAAAGCUCCGUCGAAACUGCUGUGGUGGAUGCAUGGCGAGUGGAAUGAGGAGAAGGAGUUGGCUGAACAACGGAGAUUGGCUGUGCAAGAGUUCCAGAAGAAGGAGGAAGAGGCGGCGAAAGCUCGGGGAUUGGGGAUAACACAGGCAGUGCAGGAGGCGAGAGUGAACAGCUCACCACAGUCGGCACAUGCAGUACAGUCGGCGCCUGCAGUAGGUGGACCGCUCGACCAGGCCGCGGCCAACGCGGCAUCUUCGGUAGAGAAAACGAGCAAAGGCUGGUUCGGCUGGGUGUGGGGUGGUUCGAAGAAAUCAGAAUAA